UUUUUAUUAAGGACGCGUUUGCAGUUUGAGCAAAAUUAAGCUGUUUUUCGGUACAUUUUGCGACUAAACCAAGCCAAAUCAAAUAUGACAAAUAACUCCUAGUUAUAGCUUGGGUCUUCAACUAUAAACGCGAGGAAGGUUUUUUUUGAAAAAAUAAAUUUUUGAUAUCAUAAAAAAGUUAUUUCGUAACCCCUUUCUACAAAAUUCAUGAUUCCGGGUCAAGUUUAGGUACAAUUUUCUACUAAGAAUAAAGUAAUUUAAUAUUGAUUUAUUUUUUGUAAAUAGGCAAACAUAGUCAAGAUUAAAUGUGAGGAAAAAAAAUACAGUAUUGUGCUAUGAAUAAGGUUAGAAAAAAUAAAAACAAAACCAAUUUUUUUCACAUAUUUUGCUACUAACGAUGAGUCUUAACAGCUUGAAAUAGGGGUUAUUUUAUUUGUAUUCCUUCCGACCCACGAUUGUGCGAAAGCCUCAUUCUGAGUCAGUCUGCGCUCGGCCGCCGUCGUGAGAGGACACUGUAUCGCUCGUUUCCAGCUGCUCGUGUUGAAAAAGAUCGCUGUAUAAAUACAAAAUAUUCGACUAACCAAAUUUGAUCCUUCUAAGAUGCCGAGAAGUCGAACGUUUGGCAAAAGCUCUCGUAAACAAGUGCUUUCCAGAAAAAAUGCAUUGGAAAAUAUAAGACGACUUCGAGAAGUGAGUCGCAAUUCUAGUGACAUAAGUGAGGUGCAUUCAGAAGAAACAGAUUGUAGUACUUCCAAUAACAAUGACUUGGAGACAUCUUACACCGCUGUGGAUGAAGAAAAAGUAACCUAUCAGAUUUCAGGAAGAAGGCUUAUUGAAAUGGCUUAUUUUAUGGAGCAAUUACAAGGAAUCAGCAAUCAUAAGUCUAUGUUUAAUUGUAAUUUGAGUACAAUUGAACUAUUGAGUGAAAAAAGGUCUGGGCUUCACUCGACCUUUUCAAUUAAAUGCAAAAUGUGUGGUGCUGAAUUCACGUUAGAAUCAUCCAAAAAAACUGAAAAUAAAAUGGACGUGAAUGAAGAAAUUGUCGCUGGUAUAAUGACGAUUGGUGCUGGGGUUACACAGCUUAAUACUGUUUUGUGUCAUGUAAAUAUGCCACCAAUGUCAGUACGAUUGUACCAAGCUAAGCAUGACAUAAUAAGUCGGUGGUGGAAAAAGGCUGCGCAGCACUACAUGAUCGAGGCGGGUAAAGAGGAGAAAGACAAUGCUUUAGCUAUUGGAAGUGUAAAUACAGAUGGGUUAGCUAUGAUACCUGUAUCGGGUGAUGCAUGUUGGUCCAAGCGCUCUUAUGGAACCAAUUACAGUGCUUCCUCCGGUGUUGGUGCAAUCGUAGGCAUGCACUCAAAAAAAGUAUUAUAUUAUGGUGUCAAAAAUAAAUUCUGCAAUAUCUGUGCACGAGCAGAAAAUAAAGGGGCAUUACCUAGGAAACAUGCUUGUUUUAAAAAUUUUCAAGGUCCUUCUACCGCUAUAGAAGCAGUUGUAAUAACAGAGGGCUUCAAAAAGUCCAUUGGUAUGCAUGGACUUAUCUACCACCAGUUUAUAGCAGAUGGUGAUUCAAGCACUUAUGCUAGCAUUAGGAACGCAAGGCCUUAUGAUAACAUAACUGUGGGUAAAAUCGAAUGUAAAAAUCAUUUACUAAGAAAUUACUGCAAAGGCCUGCUAGCAAUUUGUAGUAAUACUUCUUUCCACAUAAGGGGCCGAAAGAUUCUGAAAGAAAAUUAUUUGCGUAUACGUUGGGGCAUUGAUAGUAGCGUCAAAUAUUGGUCCAAUAAAAACGUUGCUUUCGAAGAAAAGGCAAGAGGUAUCAAAAAUGAUAUAAUAAAUGGUCCCUAUCAUAUAUUUGGUGAUCACUCCAACUGCGCAACUUAUUUUUGUAGUGAUGACGUCAAAAAACGCAACGUGAAUAAUAUGGUGCCAGAACUGACAGCUUACGGGUCUUUCAAAAGUUGAAGAUUUGGCCCAACGUCUUUCACUGCAUUCCUGUAGUUUUGUUUACAAUGAAACAAAUAAUGCAGUGGAAAGUUUUAAUGCACGAGUUGCAAAAUUUAUAGGAGGCAAAAGAGUGAACUUUACCCAGCGGGGGUCCUAUCUUGCUCGUUGUGCUGCAGCCGUGGUGUCCUAUAACACGGGUGUCCUUCAGUCGGCAGUACACAAAUAUAUUUUUGGCACAGAUGCCAAUCCCGAAAUUGUUCGGCUAGAAAAAUUACGCCAAAAUUUAAAUCAAAAAAGGCACAACAGAAAAAUUAAAAAGAAAAAGAAUCCAAAGCCAUCUGCAUCUAAAGAUGCCUAUUAUGGUGAAAGUUGCCAAAAGGUGGACAUGAACGAGGAAGAAUUUGAAGAGGCCAAAAAUAAAUUUUUAAAUGCAUUAGAACUUUCGGAGACUGAAAAGGUAAAUUUAGAAAGGGACACAGUUUUGCAGAGUGGCAGUACAUUAUGGCUAGAAACUAGAAGGAAACUGCUGACAGCGUCGUGGUUCGCAGCAGUCUGUAAACGUCGCAUAACCACUGAGUGUGGACCACUAAUAAAACAAAUAUUGUAUCAGAAAGACUUAAGCAAUAUCCCGUCAAUAAAACAUGGCAGAAGCAAUGAAGCGACUGCCAUCCGCGAACUUGCAGCGAUCUUGAAUAUGCCCAUUGAAAAGUGCGGGUUGUUCAUAGACCGAGAAUUUCCCUUUCUUGGAGCAACCCCCGACGGAAAGUGUGAGAUUGGAAUAAUAGAAAUAAAAUGUCCAUCUUCGGCAUAUGGUUUGGAGCCAGACGAUGCCAUUAAACUCAAAAAAGUUGAUUUUUGGUUGCCUAGUGAUAAUUUAUUUACGGUAAACAAAAAACAUAAAUGGUAUUACCAAAUACAAGGACAGCUACGCAUUACUAGGCAAGACACUUGCGUGUUUGCUAUUUGGACGGGCCCUGGCAAAGUCAAAUAUGAGUACAUACAAAGAGAUGAACAAUUUUGGAAGGAAAAAAUGGAGAUAAAUUUAAUUAGUUUUACCAAAAUUGUCUUCUUCCAGAAUUGAUUGACCCAAGAAUGUCACGGAAUAUGAAGCUGAGGGUACAUUCCUCGCACUUAAAAAAAAAUAUUCUAGGGCUGAAAAAUUUGUGAAUAAAUUAAAAUGAAUCCAAAACCUUCUUUUAUUUCACAUGAAACCAUCACUUGUAUUAAAUAAAAUAUAUAUUUAUUCAUUCUCAUCAUAACUUACAAAACGAGCCCAAACUCGGUAUACCUAGAUCUAUUCGUCGCGGAGUUCCAGUAGCAGACACCGAGGGUAUACCUUCAGGUUACUCCAUAAGUCCGCCGGUAAAGUCUCUUCAUAACACACAAAACGAGUCCAAACUCGGUACACCUGACUCUAUUCGUCACGGAGUUCCAGUAGCAGACACCGAGGGUAUACCUUCAGGUCACUUCAUCAAGUCCGGUGGUAAGGUCUCAUCAUAGCUAACAAAACGAGCCCAAACUCGGUACACCUAGAUCUAUUCGUCGCGGAGUU
Helicoverpa armigera (cotton bollworm) is the source of this 3499-nucleotide messenger RNA. RefSeq lists its product as uncharacterized. Lineage: Eukaryota; Metazoa; Arthropoda; Insecta; Lepidoptera; Noctuidae. The record is from RefSeq and is a predicted model, not a curated record. The transcript is spliced from 4 exons. Bases 601 to 1965 code for a protein of 454 amino acids.